Molecule: messenger RNA, 1940 nt
Organism: Mercurialis annua (annual mercury)
Lineage: Eukaryota; Viridiplantae; Streptophyta; Magnoliopsida; Malpighiales; Euphorbiaceae
Product: glutamate--tRNA ligase, chloroplastic/mitochondrial
Exons: 13
Coding region: 41-1765 (574 amino acids)
Biological process (GO): glutamyl-tRNA aminoacylation
Molecular function (GO): ATP binding; tRNA binding; zinc ion binding
Source: RefSeq, a predicted model, not a curated record
AGCAGGAAGGAAAUACUAAAAAAACAAAAAGGUGAAGAAUAUGAUGAUAAUGGGAUUAGGGGGAGGAGGGACGCCAUUGAUGAGAAUGAACAAGAUCAUAAUCCGAGAUCUUGCAUUUGCUCCUCCACUUUCUCUCCUCUACAAUCACCACCUUCGUCGGACUAGGAGCUACUCGCUGUCUGUCAAGGCUUCUGCUGCCACCGGUGAAGACAAUGUUAGAGUCCGAUUCGCACCGUCGCCAACUGGCAAUCUUCACGUCGGCGGCGCUAGAACUGCCCUUUUCAACUACCUCUUUGCUAGGUCUAAAGGAGGGAAAUUAGUGUUGAGGAUUGAGGAUACUGACUUGGAAAGGUCUACUAAACAAUCUGAGGACGCUUUGCUUCGUGACCUUACUUGGCUCGGCCUUCAUUGGGAUGAAGGCCCGGAAAUUGGCGGCGACUACGGCCCUUAUCGACAGUCUGAAAGAAAUUCUCUAUAUAAGCAAUAUGCUGACAAGCUUUUGGAGUCUGGCCAUGCUUAUCGUUGUUUCUGUUCCAAUGAGGAGCUUGAGAAAAUGAAGGAGAUUGCUAAAUUAAAGCAGUUGCCUCCGGUCUACACUGGAAAGUGGGCCGCUGCUACUGAUGAACAAGUACAGGAAGAGCUUUCCAAGGGAACACCUCACACAUACAGGUUUCGUGUACCUAAGGAGGGGAGUGUGAAAAUUAACGAUCUGAUUCGAGAUGAAGUUAGUUGGAACUUGGAUACCCUUGGAGAUUUUGUGAUUAUGAGGAGUAAUGGCCAACCUGUGUACAACUUUUGUGUUACUGUUGAUGAUGCUACCAUGGCCAUCUCACAUGUUUUAAGAGCUGAGGAGCAUUUACCAAAUACUCUAAGACAAGCACUGAUAUAUAAGGCUCUUGGAUUUCCCAUGCCACGUUUCGCACAUGUAUCUUUAAUUCUUGCUCCCGAUCGAAGCAAAUUGUCAAAACGGCAUGGUGCAACUUCAGUGGGUCAGUUCAGGGAGAUGGGAUAUCUGCCUCAGGCUAUGGUGAAUUACCUGGCACUUUUAGGUUGGGGAGAUGGCACAGAAAAUGAAUUUUUUACCCUUGAACAACUUGUUGAAAAAUUCUCAAUUGAACGUGUUAACAAAAGCGGUGCCAUUUUUGACUCCACUAAGUUAAGGUGGAUGAACGGUCAGCAUUUAAGGGCACUUUCAUCAGAGGAAUUAAUCAAACUUAUUGGUGAAAGCUGGAAAAACUCGGGCAUCCUUAUGGCAUCUGAAGGAUCAUUUGUAGAAGAAGCAGUUCAGCUGCUUAAGGAUGGGAUUGACUUGGCAACUGAUUCAGACAAAGCACUAUCAAACUUGUUAUCUUAUCCCUUACAUGCUACUUUAGUGAGUCCAGAAGGUAAGGCUGUUGUAGAUGAUAAGCUUUCUGAAGUUUCUUCCAGCCUUUUAGCCGCAUAUGAUAGUGGUGAAAUCCUAAGUGCAUUAGAAGAAGGCCCUUCAGGUUGGCAGAAGUGGGUGAAAACCUUCGGCAAAUCUUUGAAACGCAAGGGUAAAUCGCUAUUCAUGCCACUUAGGCUGUUGUUAACCGGAAAGCUCCAUGGUCCAGACAUGGGUUCGAGUGUCAUCCUACUCCAUAAGGCUGGAUUGAGCGGCGUUGUUUCCCCACAAGCUGGAUUUGUCACAUUGAAAGAGAGGUUUGAAAUGCUGAGGCAAGUUGACUGGGAAGCACUAAACAAGGAUCAACCUUCCUUGGAGUCUGCUGCUGCUGUAUCAAAUUGAGAAUAACAUGUUUUGACCUGCUAUUUCUUUUGAUCUGCUGUCUUUUAAAAAAUUUAAUGGUGAAUGGCAUUUGCCAUUUGAUGUACUAGUGCUAGUGUUGUUGGAUAAGCAUGUUUCAUAUGCAAUGAGAUAAAUUUAGAGUACUAAUGGGGGUUGAUUGCUCCAAUUGAUGUCA